ACGCCUUGUCCUUCUAGCCCGCCGCGCCUAUUUCCCUACCGCCUCGACCUGGACCAUCUGCGCCACUGUCACUUUCCGAACUCCCGGGGCCCUCUCGGCCUCCGUAGAGGCAUGAUGACGUCCCUCGGGCGGCAUUGCUGGUUUCCCUGGUGACGGUUGCCAGGGCAGUGCAAGAAGGCGUCCCGAAGAGGCGACGGGGCUGCGGCGGCCCUAGAAGGGAGGAGCAGAGUGACUCCUGUAAGUGCGGGGAACGGCCCGGGCCGGAGCCGGGGGCGCCCGCAGCCGCCGGGGGCCUGGAGCGGAGCCGGAGCGCACGCGUUCGUCCGAGCGCGCUGCCGCUAGUCGGCCGCUCCCUGCGCCGGGCGCGGGGCGAGGACUCCCUCCCUUCUGUGAAUCUUCACGCAGCGCCUCCUCCACUCUCCAGGCAGACACUUAAUGGGCAAGAUGGCAGCGGAUGAAGGCUCGCAGGACACCUUGCGGCUCCAGUUCAAGGCCAUGCAGGAGAUGCAGCACAGAAGGUUACAGAAGCAGAUGGAGAAACGGAAGGAAAAGGAACUGAGCCUCAAAAGCAAAGCUGAUGACCAAAAAGAGUCCUUGGAGAUCUCCGAUGGCCUCAGCCUCCUCCAAGCCAGGGAGCAAAACUCGAAAAACAGCUUCGAGCUGAGGGUGCUUGAAGAUGAGAUUGAACAGCUUCGAGAGCAGCUCAGAGAAACAGUGGAUGAGAACGGGCGAUUGUAUAAGCUGCUGAAGGAAAGGGACUUUGAAAUCCAACACCUCAAGAAGAAAAUAGAAGAGGACAGAUUUGCCUUCACAGGGACAGCAGGUGUGGCUGGGGAUGUGAUUGCCACCAGAAUCGUCGAGCUAUCCAAAAAGAACCGGGUGCUGAUGGCAGAGUCAGAGGGUGCAAAAACCAGAGUGAAGCAGCUCAGCAAUCGCAUCCAGGAGCUGGAGCAGGAACUGCAGACGGCCCUGGCCAGGCUACCACCCAAGGGGGCCACUGAUGCAGGAGCCAAGCCGCCGAGGGCCCAGAUGGGAGACAGAGCCUUGCCGGAGACCCCAGAGGUGAAGGUCUUGCAGGACAGGCUGGCAGCCACAAACCUGAAGAUGAGUGACCUCCGCAACCAGAUCCAGUCUGUGAAGCAAGAGCUCCGGAUGGCCCAGAAGGUUUUGGCCAACGAGGUUGGGGAAGAUGUGAACGUCCAGCAGCUCCUGUCCUCACCAGGGACCUGGAGGGGUCGGGCUCAACAAAUCCUCGUUUUGCAGAGCAAGGUUCGAGAGCUUGAGAAACAAGUGGGACAGACCCAGAGCCGGUCUGUGGGAAUAGCCAGCGACGAGAGAUCUGUCUAUCCAGACCCAAGGAAGCUGUCGGCACAGGAGAAAAACCUGCUCAGGAUCCGCAACUUGGAAAGGGAAAAACAGGAAAGCUGGGAGAAACUUGUGGGUGAGCGGGAUGCCCUCCAGAGAGAGCUUGAAGAGCUGAAAAAAAAGUUUGAGGGCAUGAGGUCCCGGAACAAGGUGCUGUCAAGUGAAGUGAAGACCCUCAAGAGUCAAAUGGGGACCCUCGUGGAGAAGGGCAGGCAUGAUGAUGAGCUCAUCGACGCCCUCAUGGACCAGCUGAAGCAGCUACAGGAGAUUCUGGGCAGCCUGAGUCUGCAGGAGGAAAAGACACGAGCAUCCCAGCACCACCUAGACCAGCAGCUCAACAACGAGGCACAGCAGAGCAGUAGCCUCGUCGCCCAGCUGCAGGCCAUGGUGGCUGAGCGGGAGGCCAAGGUGCAGCAGCUGGAGUUGGAGAUCAGGCAACUCAGCGUGCGGUAUCUUCGGAAUAGAGAAGCAGGCGAGGGGUCCAGGGGGCCCGAGGUCAGCCCCGCCUCCACCAAAUUCCCGGAGGACCCGGGCCUGACCAAGUCCCCGGCAUCAGCAGGCGAUCACGUUGGCAGGCUUGGAUCUUCUCGCUCCGUGACCAGCCUGGGCCACACACUGGUGGAAUCUGCUCUCACGUGGCCUUCCCUGCCCAGUCCUCAUGGGGCCUCACCCAGGUUCUCGGACUCCCCAGAACAAAAAGGCUGGCAGGCACAGGUGACAGAGUUCAAGGCCCUCUGGCAGGCUGCUGAGGUGGAGCGCGACCGGCUCACCGAGUUUGUCACUGUCCUGCAGAAACGGUAACACAUGUCACCCAGGGACUCACUCUCCUGGGCCUACAUGGGCUGGGUGGUGGACAGCCUGGCACAAGGGCAUCCCUCCUGGACAGGGGCCAGGCCUCAUCCAUGUGUGGAUCCACCUUAUUAGAGAGUUUGGCUCUCACAGUGUUGGUCCAUAGCAUUCCCAACCACAACUCAUAUGCUCACCCCAGUGCCCAACAACCUUGGGGACCUGUCAUCACACUUGUGGUUUGCCCUGUCCUACAUACACCCAGACUGUUGCAUGCCUGUGGCCAUGAAGUAGGAGUCUCAGAGGAGAGACUCUGGCAUAGUUACAUCAGUCACAUCAACCCACCAAUAAUUAGAACCUAUGACAAGCGUGGUACCAUACUUGGCGCCGUUGGAGGGUUUGGUGGGAAGAAGACACAGGCUAGACUGACAUCUGGAAAUAGAAAGAGGACGAGAGCCACUGAUAGAUGGGGAGCUGAGACUUCUCUGGGGAGAGGGAGGGAAAUGUGUGUCCCCAGGCAGUGGACCAGGAGGUAUGGUUUUCUCCAAGGGGUUGCUGACAGAUUUCCAUUCAGAUAAAUCAGUGCUCCUCAUUCAAGUGAUCCUCUUGGCAAGAAUUGCAGGUGCCUGGGCCCAACCAUGUGACCUCCACACUGAAAAUUAUAAAGGACGCCAUGGAGUUUCUGCCCUAACAGGCCAUAUCACAUGUCAGUCAAGGCUAUUUGAUGACAGAUGACAGAAACCAUUUCUGGCUGAGUUAAGAGAAAGGCAGAUUUUUGGAAGGUGCUGGAAGACUCCAAGGUGCAGGGCAGGAGAGAAACCCAAGGGAAUCCAGGAAUCUUGGUAGCAGGAACCCUCGGAUGGUCUCUCCUGGGCCACUGGAAUGACACAGGCCCAAUGGCUUUCAGUUCUUGUGCUAGCAGGUCUGGGAGAGAAAGUGUAGCUGGCCUGGGUUUCUCACAUGUCCAUCCCCAGACACAGGCCAGACACCCUGACUGCAAGUACCUCCAGUGCUCACAGAGUGGAGGAAGGCAGUUUGCAAAAUGGAAAAAUGGAGUAUAGUUACCAGAGAAGGAGUUAGGGGUGCUGGGAAGUGGUCACUGGGUGGCAGCCACCUAAGCAGUGAGAAGUGAUCAGCUCUAAUUGUUGUCCUUUCACGUAGUACAUAGAGAGGAUGGAUCUGCAUUUCAGAUGUCCCCAGGUAUGUGAGAAAAGUGACAUUAAUUCUUUUUCUAUAAUUGAAAUGUGAUGGAUAGUACAAGCCUCUAGUCUGUUAAAUCGAAGAAACAUACUCAAUUCAGGCUUUUUCUCCCAUUUCCCUUGAGUUACACCUGAGUUUGGAGGGUUUUGUGAACCAAGUAACUCAGUUAUCUAUUGCCGCAUAAUAAACCACCCCAAAUGUAGUGGCUUCAAACACAGUGGUUUAUUCUUUCCCAUGAUUCUGUAAGUGGCCUAGGUCAUUCUUUUUCACAUAAUGCCAGCUAGGAUCCCUCCCAUGGCCCUGUUCAGCUGGAAGCUCAACAGGGAUGCCUCAGUUCUGCUUACGGGGCCUCUCUCUCCCUGUGGAACCGCAUCUUCCAGGGCCUCUCCACUCAGAGCUGGGAUGUGGGUGAGGCAAGCAAGGCAGCUGGGGCACAGGCUUUAAGGAGGCACUCCCUCUCAGAGUCACACGCGUGAGAUUCUCCCUCAGCUGGUACCCUUGACCUUUUGGGGUUCAUUCUGCUGCUCUGUGUCAUUUUGAGGUGUCUGGGAGCUUGUGAGGCCCAUUAGCCAAGUCUACUCUGGGACAUUGCUGGCUGCCUGGGCUCUGCACUCAGAUCCCCCCAAACCUAUUUGGAUUUCUCACCCCUAAGUACACGCCCUCCCUUUCUCAGAGAUCCUCAAUAUCUACUCCUUUCUUUCUCCGAAGAGUCUGUCCCAGCCUUGCACAGGGGGAGGUCUUUCUAGGUGUAGAUUCCCCUUAUCUCAUACCCUGCCCUACCAAUUCCAGCUACCUCAGCCCCACCCCCAAUUCCCCAAUCUCCAUCCUUAUCCUGGUGGGACUCCUGCACUCCGCUUAGGAUCCCCCUCGCCCCUCACAGUGCAGUCAGGGUCCCCGGGCUGAAGGUGAUGGUAGAGCUCAUGGCAUUUGUUUCCCUUCUCUCAAGUCCUGUGUCCAUUGUCCAAUGUCAGUGUCCUGUUGUUCAGUAUCUGAGAACAACAUAUUUCUUAUAUUUUAUCCAUUUUCUAAUUGUUUACAAUAGGAGGGACUAGUCUGGUUAGUCUUCCAUGACAGAAGUCACUAAAUAUGUCUCUUUUUAAAAAGCCUAUAGCUAGCUUUGUUUUUAAAUUCAAUCUGAGAAUUUGUAUUUGAACAGUAAAGUUUUAUCCAUUUUCAUUUUUGUAAUAUUUAGAAGUAGUUUGAUCGUCUCAAUUCUUAUUUUCUGUUUGCUAUGAUUUUUCUUUGCUCUUUUUCUCUCCAUUGUUCUCCCUUAUAUUGGAUUGAUCAAAUUUUGUUUCCCUCUCUUCCGUACAAGUUUGGAAGUGAUACAUUCUAUCUCUAUCUAUUCUUUUAGAGGUUACCCUUAUCUUUUAAUGUAAAACCCAGCAAGUCUAAAGUCAGUGGGUUUCUUAAUUAUCACUUUGAGCAAUAGAAUAAGUUUAGAAUGUUUGGACUCUGAUUUUCUUAUUUGUGUCUUUCAUGUUACUGUUUUCUAAUAUUUCUCUUCCACAUUCUUUUUUUAAACCCUCUAAAAUUAACCCUCCAAGAUCAUCUUUUUAAAAUAUAGUCAAUAUUCACUUACUUUUGCCUGCAUGUUUAAAAAAUAUCUUCCCUCACUGUUGUUUCUUGCUUCUCAAUCUUCCUUCUGGGUUCAGUUUCCGUCUUACUGAAGUGCAUCCUUUAGUUCAGUGAGGCCAAGUGAAUGGUAAACCCUCUGGGUCUGUUUUUAAAUGUCUCCAUGAUGCUUUUCUCUUGAAUGAGAAUUUAAUUGGGCAUAGAGUUCUAGAUAGAUGGGACUUUCUUCUCUGAUUUGGAGGCUGUGAUGGUCCAUUGUCUUUGAUCAUCCAUGGUUGCUAAAAAGAAAUCUGCUGUCAGUUUGAUUGUCGUUCCUUUGUAGAUAUGUCCUUUCUCUCUGGAUGCUUUUUCAGAUAUUCUCUGUCUUUGAUAUUUUGAAGUUUCACUGGGAUGUGUCUAGGUAUUUUAUUUUAUUUUAUUUCUCCUAUUUAGGAAUUACUUGCUUUUUUAAUCCAAGGACUUCAAUUUACAUAUUGCCAAGGACUUCUCUCCAUAUGUUGCCUCUCCCCCAUUGUCUCUAUUCUUUUCAUCUAAAACUCCUAGUCAACAUAUAUGAGACCUUCUUAUUCUUUCCUCCACAACUCUUAAAACUUCUUAAUAUUUUGAGCUGAUUACUGGGUGGUUUCUUCAAAUCUGUCUUCUGGCUCACUAAAUCUCUUUAGUUGCACUUCAUUUUCCAUGAAAUCUAUUUUAAUAACUGUUUUUUUUUUAUUUCUAGCCAUUCUUUUUUGUGUAAAACCUCCUGUUCUCUUUCUUAUAGCAUUUGUUCUUUCAUUGAGAUUUCUUGCCUUUCCCUUUUUAAUAAUUUUAAGCUUACUUAGUCCCUUUAAAGUUGCCCUAUCAUCUUCAUUACUUAGGAUUCUAAGUAAUGACUGUUAACUCCUUCUCAUGAUGAAUUAUUUCCCUAUGUGGUUUGUAUUUUUGUGUUGUUUGUGAGCUUCAGUGUUUUUUCCUUGUGGGAGUUCUUAGGUUAUGAAAGUGCUCCAACAGAAUGGUUCUGCUUUUGUUUCUGUGGGGCUUUGGGGUUUCGGUGGUUUCUGAUCAGCACUUUAUGCUAAUUUAUUGGUUUCGGAUUUCCUGAACACAUGAGUGCUGACCUUGUGUUUCAACUUUCUCAUAGUUGGUGCUUUUUCCCCCUACUUAAGGCCUGGGUAGACUACAGACUUCCUCACCACUUCCCUGGCUUAUGGAUGGAUAUUGUCUCAGUCCUCUUAGUACAAACAGGCACUCUGUAGGAGCCCAGGUUUAUGUCUUCUGCCCUCACCUUGACAUUAAAGCCCUGCCUUAUGCUAUCAGAAGUUUAAUUACUUUUUCUAUUACAAAUGUAUACUUACUUAUUGUAAAAACCCUCUUAUUCCAACCCCCAAUUCCCCAUUCCUCAUAGAAAAGAACUGUUAGAACUUCCAAAAACGUUUUCUUUGCACAUCCAAAAAUACAUACACAUAUAUAUUUUUGUAUAUAUGUAUAUACACAUAUAUGCACACAUGUAUUAUUAAAAGAUGGACUCACACUAAACAUCUUGACAUUUCUGUGGGAGUAUAUCUGUAUCAUAAAUUUCUAAAAGUAAAAUUACUGAAUCAAAGAAUAUGCACAUUUAAAAUGUCCACAACUAAUGGCAAAUUGCCACUUUAAAAAGACUCAAUUUACAUUCCCACCAAUAACGUGAACUAUCAACCAUUUCCCCAUACCCUCACCUAUACUAAGUUUUAUCAAUCUUUAACAUUUUUGCAAAACUAAUAAAGGAACACUAAUAUUCAUUGCUAUUUUUGGUCUGCUUUGCUAUAACCAAAAGUGGGGAUAAGCAUAUUUUUCACAUGUUUAUAGCCUUUUACAUGUUCUUUUCUAACUACCUAUUCAUACUAUUGCACAUUUUUUAGAGAGCUGUUUGUAUUUUUUCUUUACGUCUGUAAAGAGCUCUUUACAAAUUAUGUACAUAGUAUUAUGUAUGUAAUGUAUAAUAUGUGUGUUUGUCUUCAUAAAUAUCUUGUAUCAUUUGCAUUAAAUUAAUUCCUGGGCAAGGGGACCUCCUUAUCCGAGUAUUCUUUAUCAGCAUCCCAACAGUUACAGUCCCCAUGAAAGCAAAGUUUUUAACAUUAGAACAUUCACUAAUGACUUGACUGCUUAAUAGUCUUCACUUCACGUUGCCAUUGGGCCAAUUUGGUCAAACUCUUGAAAUAAAGUGAAAAUCAAUUGCAAAGUAAAAAGGCAAAUCUAUCAAAAUAUUUGGAAUUUCAUGAGGUUGAUGCACAGGGUGUUGGAGAGCUGUUAGACUCACACUCAUAGCCGUUGACACACAAGGAUCUAGCUGAAUUAGCCCAGUUAAUGAUGGAAGAAGAAAAAAAUCAGUGAGAAUAAAGACUGGUCAAAGAGCAUAAUUGGAAUCCCAGUGGAUCUGUUGGUCUUGAGGAGAAACUGAAAUCCAUGGAGGCAGGGGGAGGAACAGCGUCAGACCAGGCCAGAGGUGAAGGGGUGAGAGGGAGCUGGUUUGGUGUGUGUUUAGAGGGAAAGCUGUAGGGCCUGCUGAUGAAUUGGAAGCUGAAAGCAGCAAGGAAGAAAGAGGAGGCAAGAGUGGCUCUCAGGGUUUUUGGCCAAGCAACUGCAUGAGUGAUGGUAACAUUUAUCAAGAUGGGGAAGGCACAUUUUCGGGGAGAAGGAGAGAAAUCAAGUUUGUUUCUUCCUAAAUUUUGUUGGAAUUCAUAAAGUGCUUUAGCAUUUUAUAUGAUGUUAGUUUCUUUUCUUAUAUCCCUAUCACAAAUGGAAUGCAAACGUUGCUGAAAUAUGUAACCGGAAAAUGAAAGCCCCUCCCCCACAGACAGCUAGUCCAUAACUGCUGCCUAUUCCUCUGUUUUCAGUUCAUCGGCUGAAUGACAUUAGCAUUAGUAUUUAUUUGUUUUUACAUUUUUAAUUUGUUAUAAAUUUUUAAAUUAGAUCAUAUAUUAUGCAUAAUCUCCUGCUACUUAUUUCACUUACCAAUAUAUCACAGACAUUCUCUUCAGGUCAAUACAUAUUCUUUUUAUGGUUGGUAUUUUAUUGUGUUAAUCCACUAUGAUUUAUUUGCCAUUUAUUAACAAAAAUGGUAUUCUAUGUAUUCUUGUGGCACUUGCUGGUUUUCACCAGUCCCAUGACUUAGAGAUCCAUCCAUAUUUGUACACAUAGCUCUACCUCGUUCUUUUUCACUGUAGAGCAGUGCUGUCCAGUAGAACUGUGAUGAUGGAGAUGUUCUGUAUCUGCACUUCCAGUGCAGCAGCCAUUAGCCACAUGUGGCUUUCAAGCACUGGAAAUGUGGCUGGUAUGACUGAGGAACUGAAUUUUUUAUUUAAUUUAAUUUUUGUUCAUUUUAAUUUAAAUAGCUAUGUGUGGACAUGAGGCUGGCGGCCACUGUGUUGAACAGCACAACUGUAUCACAUUCUAUCAUAUUCCAUGGUAUGAAUAUGUUACCACUUAUUUUGUCUUUCCCUUGCUGAUGGAAAUGUACAUUGUUUUAGCUUUUUGCUUUUGCAAAUAAAGUUUCAAGGAACACGCUUGAACAAGUUGUAUUGUAGCUGUAUACAGUUUUGUGUGAGUUGUGUACUGUUCAAAAUUGGCACCCUUCUGUUCCUUCUUGACUCUUCCCCGAGGUGGAGAGACCACUUCCUCCAACACUGUAAAUUUCCAGGUUGCCACUCUGAUUUGCAUGUGUGUAUAUAACCCUCUGCUUGGGUUACAUCUCAGGGAGUCCUGGCCUUUACCUGAGCCCUUGGUAUCACAAAGGUCUGGAAUGCCAUACCUAGCAACAGGAAGGACCUUAGCCCAGCCCCAGAGAGAUUAAACACAUCCUUCAAGUGAAAGAACCAAAUCACAAGAUCUUCAAGGCCCACAAGUUCAUGACAGGCAUAUAGAAAAUAAUAAUAAUAACCAGAAAGCAAUCACUAACUCCAAGAAAAGCAAACAAUGAAGAAUGAAAAUGUAAUCAUUGCAUUUCUAAUGUAACCUCCUGUGGUAGACAGGAUUGUCCCCCAUUCCCUUCGCUCACUGCUAUUGUGCCUGCGAAUACUUUAUGUUAUAUGGCAAAUGGGACUUUGUAGAUGUAAUUAUCGUUAUGGACCCUAAAAUAGGAAGAUUAUCCUGGAUUACCAGGUGGGCCCAGUCUAAUCACUUGAGCCCUUAAAAGCAGAGAAAUUUCACCAGCUGGGGUCAGUCAGAGAGAGGCCGCAGAGGAAGGCUGAGAGAUUCAAAGCAUCAUAAGUGUCUCUGGCUUACUGAAGAUGGAGGGGGCCAAGUGGCCUCUAAAAGAUAAAAAGUACCCAGCCAACAGCCAGCAAGAAACAGGGACCUCAGUCCUUCAAUUGAAAUUGAAUUCUCCCAACAACCUGAAUGAGCCUGGAAUCGGAGUCUCCCCCAGAGCCUGCAGGUAAGAGCCCAGGUCAGCCAUCGCCUUGAUUGUGACUUGCGGAACCUGGAGCACAGAAUCCAGCGGGGCCUGUGGAACUUCUAAUUCACAGAACUGUGAGAUAAUAAAUGUGUGUUAUUUUAAGCUGCUAAGUUUGUAGUAAUUUGUUACAACAGCAGUGGAAAACUAAUAUACCACCUAAUAUUAAUCCAGCCAAAAAAUGGUAAUAGAACUAUGUUGGGAGGUAGAGAGAUGAUUCUGUUGGUAAGGGGAGAAUACUAAAAUAAAACUAAAUUCUCGUAUUUUAUAACAUGAAGUCCAAAAUUAUAUUUACACCUUAAAAAAAUAGCAGCAUAAUCAUUUGUAGAAAUAUGGCAGUAAAUAAAUAGUCAAAGAAACAGCUCAAAGUGUUAUAAGUGUUACUUUUCAAGAGUAGGAAUUGGGAAUGAGGAGGGGCUGCUGAUUUUUUCAUUUUAAACCUUGGAGAGAACUAUAUGACUCUUUAAUGCAUGUUCCUAUGUUACUGCAAUAAAAAUAAACGAGUCCCACCACCACUAGUGUAAGAUGUGCCACCUCUCUGAGAGCCUGAGCGGGUGGGGCGGGGACUGCCCCGGCCUGCCAAAGAGUAUGGCAACCCCUCCUCUCUAAUCACCAGGGUGGAGGAGAGCAACAGCAAGCUCCUGGAGUCAGAGAGGAAGCUGCAGGAGGAGCGGCAACGCACCGUGGUGCUGGAGCAGCAUCUGGAGAAGAUGCGCCUGGAGCCUGAGAGGACGUCAGCCUCUCAGAAAGCAGCCCC
Molecule: messenger RNA, 10091 nt
Organism: Equus quagga
Lineage: Eukaryota; Metazoa; Chordata; Mammalia; Perissodactyla; Equidae
Gene: CCDC13
Product: coiled-coil domain containing 13
Exons: 13
Coding region: 436-2166 (576 amino acids)
Biological process (GO): non-motile cilium assembly; cytoplasmic microtubule organization
Cellular component (GO): centriolar satellite
Source: RefSeq, a predicted model, not a curated record